Messenger RNA from Rhopilema esculentum, 1544 nucleotides. RefSeq lists its product as uncharacterized. Gene Ontology annotation, cellular component: chromosome, centromeric region; nucleus; MIS12/MIND type complex. NCBI's taxonomy places the organism in Eukaryota, Metazoa, Cnidaria, Scyphozoa, Rhizostomeae, Rhizostomatidae. The record is from RefSeq and is a predicted model, not a curated record. Gene Ontology annotation, biological process: kinetochore assembly; mitotic sister chromatid segregation; mitotic cell cycle.
AAUUCUGAGCUUCAUGCGAUUGGUCGUUAACUCUGACUUUCCUUUUGUCAAAGUUCACUGAUGCUGAAAGAAUUUGAAUUAUGGUGGGAGCUCUGCAAAUACUGAGCCUCCUAUACUUGUUUUGUGGCGCUUUAGGACAGUUUCUUUACUUUAUUUGGGAUUUAUGAGAGAGUGGAAAUUCUGCUGCAAAAGCAAUGGAGGGAAAUAUUAGAUCAUGCAUCAAGGGUGAUAUCUAUUUGUGCCAGCUGUUUGGCUUUACGCAGAGAGGCUUGAUGGAUUUCGUUUACAACAAAAUUUCAAAGGUGGCUGGGGAUGCAUUGGUUGAGAUUAACAGUCAAAUAAGCAACGAUGAGGAGAUGUCAAAGCACAUUAAUCAACAAACACAGCAGGAUGGUUUUGGGAGAAUUCGAGAUGCUUUUAGUUCCAAGCUAGAUUUGAACAUGGACCGACUUGAGAUGUUCUCAAGAAAUAACAUUCUACGUAUACCCGAAAAUGUUGUCCCACCCUGUGACAAGAUUCAAGAAAGCUGUCGUUAUACAAAAGAAGACGAGGAAGAACUUGAUCGACAGAUUUCUGAGACUAUGGAUAAAAUCCAAGCGAGUUGUAUAGCGAGUAUUGAGCAUAAAAAAGAGCUAUUGAUGUUGGAGAGACUACAAGAGAUGGCGGACACAUCUCUUCAGAAUAUGAAGGAGUAUUCCUUUGAUGAGGAACAUCUAACGCGUGUUUGCGAUGACGCAGUGACAUUAAUCGAGACCUUAUCAGCUGCGGAUGAUGCUGGAUCAAGCAAUCUCAACACCGAGGGUGAUGGCAAGACCAUAACUCCGCACAAAAAGAAGCCCAAAGAUUCAUGAUGUAGUGUUCAUUGAUCACUUACUUGUUUACUUGAUUUUAACAAGACCAGAGCAAUGUUUUCUCUUGCCAAACUUUUAGUUGUUGGUUUCUCAUAAGAUACAUUUAAGUAAUGAGGUGCGUGAAAGGAGGUUUUGUGUGCAUAUUAGAGCCUGUUAAAGCAAAAAAUCACUUUGAUAAAUACAAUUCAGCGUAAUUUUAUUUACUUUGCAUGCUUUAUACACCCCAUAAUGCAAUGUAUUAAAUUUCCGUGUUUUUAGAAUUUCUUGUCUAAGAUACGAAUUCACACCCAGCAUAAAUAUAUCCUUGCCCUGACCCCUUAAGCUACUCUAUGUUUAGCCAUAUUUGAAACAGUCGAGAUCAAUUUACUAAUAUUCAAAUCUUCAAAAGUUAUCUUUGCUGAACGCAAGGUAUCUUGUAGUGUAUUGCCUCACUUUCUAAAUGACCUCGUCGUAGGAUGGUGUAUCUUUAUGGUAAAGCGACGCAACAAAUGUAAAUUAUUAACACUCGUUCACUAUGUAAAGGCUUUAAUUUCUACCUACUCAAACAAUUUUGACUGGUGUUUUAAAGUUAUAAACUAAAGCUUUUGUUUGUUUAAGCACGUGUCUCACCCGGAAGAAGAUUUCUGUUACAAAUUCCCGGAUUUUAUAUUGUUUAAAUGUUUAUCGAUGUAUGAAAAAUAUUUCUUAGGGAAA